AAGUCCCAACGACGAGUCAAUAAACCAACUACACAAGAUUGAUAAAGAGACUUGCAGGUCCACAUGGGAGUACAGAUGAAAUGGGUUCGCCUUUCCGCUCAAGAUCCAUCUCUCCCAUGGCUUCCCUCUGGCCAACUUUCUUGGUUCUAGCUCUCUCAGCAUCUUCACUCGUCAAUGCAGACGACACAUCAACAGUAUACGAAGUUCUCCAGGAAUACGACUUUCCUAUCGGUCUCCUUCCCGCAGGAGUAACGAGCUACGAAUUUGACAACUCAACAGGUAAGUUCACAGUCCAUCUUAAUGGCACUUGCUCAUUCAAAAUCGAUUCAUAUGAGCUCAAGUACAAGUCCACUGUUAAGGGUGUGAUAGCCAAAGACAAGCUCUCAAAAUUAAGUGGGAUUCAAGUGAAGGUGCUCUUCCUGUGGCUUAGCAUUGUUGAAGUGACUCGUGAUGAAGAUGAACUAGAAUUUUCUGUGGGGAUUGCUUCUGCUAAUUUUCCUGUGAGUAAUUUUGUUGAGUGCCCCAUUUGUGGAUGUGGCUUUGAUUGUAAAGAUGUCGACUUGAGGAAAGGCAGGCUCAGUCGUCGAUUCUCUUCUUCUUAGAAAUUUAUGUAGGUCCCAGUGACUUGUCUUCGUUAGCAUUUGCCAGAAUAAAUUAAUGUUUUUGUCUUUUAA
Populus trichocarpa (black cottonwood) is the source of this 674-nucleotide messenger RNA. RefSeq lists its product as uncharacterized. The record is from RefSeq and is a predicted model, not a curated record. The transcript has a single exon. Lineage: Eukaryota; Viridiplantae; Streptophyta; Magnoliopsida; Malpighiales; Salicaceae. The coding region runs from base 81 to 602 and encodes 173 amino acids.